ACAGUCCCCCAGUCAGCAAAACGAAUUUAAUACGUUACUGUUCAACUCGUGGGUGAUGUUUUGUUUUUUGUUUACAUCUGAAAUUGUCGUGGUAAUAUCCCAAAAUUCGGACGACGUGAUUACCACAUGACUGGUUAUAUUGCCGAUUUUCCAUUUCGUCGAGUUUUCACCGCGCACAUUGAACGCGUGCAAUGCCAUCUUCGAUGCUAUUCAGCAAUUUUAUAAUGAAUUGUCAAAAUAGUUUGUAUGUCUAUUGUAUUUUAAAAGAACAGAAUAUUUCUUUUAGAAAUCUUGAAAAAAAGUUCAAAAAUAUUUAUUUACAUUGUUUUUAUUGGUACGCUGCCAUAAUGACACUUCCGAACAUUUACCGAAAUAACAAAAUAUUCUGAAAGUAAUAAAUAAAAUUUUUUAAAAAUACAAAUAUUAUCUAAUGAAAUUUUCAAUAGCGUUUGCCUGGCAAUCAACGGUGUUAAAACAGAAACUGCAAAUUACGUUUCUUAUCUGCUACAGAAUUCCAGAACACCCGGUUCGUAUCGAUUCCUCUUUCCCGGUAGACAGGGUGUGACGUAGCCUCUUCGGCGGUAACCUUGAACUCCAACCCCGACGCAAGCGGAGUGCCAUUAGAAAUGCGUCCUCCGGUUUCCUCCCCCGUUCAGCAGGAUGAUCGAUCGCCGGCGAAAAAUCGAUCGAAAGGCUACCAGCAAGUACAAGGGUGAAAGGGGGGAGAGAUAGAGGCUUGUUGUUAUGCCAGUCCUUCAACCGUGUUUCUCUUGCCCCUUUGUUCGAAGGGUUUACGUAACGGUAUAGAGUCGGGUUUCGCUCGGGCUAGUAUUAUCGUUCGCGAUGUUACGAGCGGAUAUACGCGACGCAAGAAGAAUAGGAGAUGCAUCGGAGCCUAGCGCAUGCACGUGGACAGGCAUACUUGCAUUUUGCAUAAUUGCUCGCGCGUUACAGCGAUCGAGAAUCGACCGUUUGAUAGAACCAAAGAGCAGUGCAGUGAACGAAACCAAAUUGAUACCAAAAGAGGGAAGGUUGAUCUUUAAGGGAAUCAGGAGGCGGAAGAUCAAUUUCUCGUGUUUCGAAAUGACGCUAACAGGGUAUCGCGCGUGUUUUGUUUGAAUAUCUAACUGUUACGACCCGAGUGUCGAAGGAAAGGAAGUAAAAGUGACGAGUGAAAGCAGGAAGAUCAAGACGGGCAAGAUGAUGAAGAAGGAGAGACCGAUGACGUCGGUGACGGCCAUCAUCCAAGGGACUCAGGCCCAGCAUUGGUCCCGCGGCAACACCUGGCUGAGCCUGGACAACAGCAAUAUGUCCAUGUCUUCUGUGGGCCCGCAGAGUCCUCUGGACAUGAAGCCGGACACGGCGAGCCUCAUCAAUGCGGGAAACUUUAGCCCUUCCGGUCCUAAUAGUCCAGGAUCCUUCAACGCUGGUUGUCACAGCAACCUCCUCAGCACGUCGCCGAGCGGGCAGAACAAAGCAGUAGCACCCUACCCGCCGAAUCACCCUCUUUCCGGAAGCAAACACCUCUGCUCCAUCUGCGGUGACCGUGCCAGUGGAAAACACUAUGGUGUCUACAGCUGCGAGGGCUGCAAAGGAUUCUUCAAGAGGACCGUCCGCAAAGACCUGUCGUACGCCUGCCGCGAAGAAAAGUCCUGCAUCAUCGACAAACGACAGAGAAAUCGAUGCCAGUAUUGUAGAUACCAGAAAUGCCUGGCUAUGGGCAUGAAAAGGGAAGCCGUGCAAGAGGAACGUCAACGUACCAAGGAGAGAGAUCAGAGCGAGGUGGAAAGUACGAGCAGCUUGCACUCGGACAUGCCCAUCGAACGUAUCCUAGAGGCUGAGAAACGGGUCGAAUGCAAAAUGGAACAGCAGGGAAAUUACGAGAAUGCAGUGUCGCAAAUUUGCAACGCCACGAACAAACAGCUGUUCCAGCUGGUAGCAUGGGCGAAACACAUCCCACAUUUUACGUCGUUGCCACUGGAGGAUCAGGUACUUCUGCUCAGGGCCGGCUGGAACGAGUUGCUGAUAGCCUCCUUUUCCCACCGUUCCAUCGACGUGAAGGACGGUAUCGUGCUGGCCACUGGGAUCACUGUUCAUCGAAACUCGGCGCAGCAGGCUGGCGUGGGCACGAUAUUCGACAGAGUGCUAUCAGAACUUGUGUCGAAAAUGCGUGAAAUGAAAAUGGACAGGACCGAGCUUGGCUGUCUUAGAUCCAUCAUACUGUUUAACCCCGAGGUCCGGGGGUUGAAAUCCAUCCAGGAGGUAACCUUGCUCCGCGAGAAAAUCUACGCAGCCCUGGAGGGUUACUGUCGCGUCGCCUGGCCCGACGAUCCUGGCAGAUUCGCGAAACUUCUGCUACGCUUGCCAGCGAUCCGAUCGAUCGGUCUUAAAUGCCUGGAACACCUGUUCUUCUUCAAGAUGAUCGGCGACGUACCGAUCGACGACUUCCUGGUGGAGAUGCUGGAAUCACGAUCAGAUCCUUAGGAACAAAAGGUGUGCCGCGUUCUGGGGCACACCGACCUAUAAGAGCGAGAGAGAGAGAGAGAGAGAGAGAGAGAGAGAGAGAGAACCGGAAGGACACGUGUCACAUGUACCAUCAUCAUCAAAAGAAAAAAAAAGAAAAUAAGAAUUUCUUAUCGGUAUUCCGAUGCCCUCCUCGUCGAGAUCGUUCGACAAUUGUCACGCGUUCACCCGAGGUGGAAUUUACUUACUCCUCUCUUCUUCUUCACCUUUUUAUUUAUGUCUCUUCGUUAGUGCAUUCUUCUGUCCGACGUAAAGGAGGUGGUCACUGGUGAUCCGAUUCGUAUCGAGAGCACAUGGAAAGUCGCAACGAUUACACUCGCAGAAUCAAAUAACGACACACCGGCUGCAGUUUCAUACCGGGGGAAUAUCGCUGCAAUACGUUGCAGUGACAUUCCUCAUUAGAAGCGUGUUUGAUUGCUGAUCAUCACUUUGCAUCCACGUUGAACUGUACACUCCUCACAGCCACGUGGAAGUUCCUAAGACACUGUUCUCCUCCUCAUUUUUGUUGUAUUUACACGUUACGCCUCUGCCACUGACGAGUUGGUUUCUAUCUGCUUCUGCAGUCUUUUGAAAUAAAAUUGUGUACAGAUAGGGGCCUUGCGAUUAUUUUCACACGGUGGUCAACGCGGAUGCAACAUUACAUAAUAUUCAGAUUACACGUUCUCGGGUAUUUUUACAUUCCAACUUUGCCUCGAUUCGGAUCGUUAUUUGGAGAGAGCCACGGUAUAAAUAAAAUAUAUACAUACAUGCAUAAAACGGAAGCGUUUUACACGUGUGCACUAUGAUAAUUUAUUGUUUUGUAUUUUAGAGUAUAGAGAAAGAGAUAAACUUACUAAUUCAUUAUUAACUAAAUAUAUUAUGAAUAAGCUCUUUUUAUAUGUGUAUAAGAAGAGCCAUGUGUAUGUACACGUACGUACAGCUUAUGUCUGUAAUGAAAGGCGGAAACCAUAACUGUUGGAGAACAUGCGAACAGAGAAUAUUUACAUUCAAGGUAUCGUAAAUUCUUGAUACGCUGUUAAAAGAUACUGACAUAUAUGAACAAUUUUUAUCAACUCAAAUUUCUGUGCUGUUUAUUUUUUUUCUUGUGUCUCUUGAUUUUAAUUUUACGUCGCUAUGUGCGAUAGCGACUGAGAUGUAAUUUGAUAUUUCUACAUUUUAUCAAAGAUUUUAUUUACUUCAAAAAAAAAAAAAAUGUUUGAAGGAACAUUUCAGCGCGCUAUAAAACGCGAGAGCUUUUAAAACAACUUCAAAGAGAUGCUUACGAGAUGUAUGGUCUAUCCUUCUAAACCUAGAAAUAUAUCUAAGAAUUAAUUGAUUCAGGACAGGAAUAAGAUAGAAACCUUACCGUUGUUGUUAGUAAUUUACAGAACCUUUUUUAUGAUUUGAGCUGAAGGAUAUAAGGAAACAGCACUGUUAUACGUUCGCUAUAAUAAUUCAUCUUUCAUUUAGAUCUAUGGAAUUUAAAUUGUGAUUAUUAGAUACUUAUUUAAGCGAUCGUAAAAUCUAAAUUCGUGGCAAUAAAUUAUCAAAUUUUAUAGUUUAUCACCGCGCUUUAUCGGUAAGUUUAAAUAUAAAAUAUUAGAAAAAUAUAUAUUUUAUAUAAUCUGUUGAAUUUCGGUGCAUUAUUGUAGAAAUUUAUUUGUAUAUUAUUCUUUUUUAGUAAACUAUUUCGAGAAAUUUAUUAUCUAAAUUAGAAAAUGAACAAUUUAUCUCUUCUUAGUGUCCUUCAGUUUUAGUCAUCUAUAUAAGUGACUCUAUAGCACCCUUAGCAAUUGUAAGAAACGAUCAUACUUACUUCGAUGAUAUAAAUUAUGAUAAUAUUAUAUAUUAUUAAACAUAUUUCUAUUUUUGCGUGAAUGCUUACGAUUGUUAGUUGUUGGUUAUUGUUAUCUAUUUGAUGAGAGUUUUUAAUGUUAUGCAUACCAUGAGAAAAAGAACACAUUAAAUUUCCCGAUUUUUUUUUUGUAACACUACUGGAGUUGCUAUUCAUUUCAAACGCCUGGUAUACGAUUAUCGUUUCAAACGCAGGACAAAGUUUUAAUGAUUACACAAUUCAAUUUUCUACUAUUCUGAAUGAUUUGUAACCAAUUCAAAGCCAAAUGAUAUAAUUUAUAAUACUUUAUAAGAUGAUAAGAAAGUGGUAUUUUGUAAUCUUUCAAAUUAUUUUGUUAAUAAUUGUUCUUCUUUUUCUUUAUACUUAUUCUGAUGCUAUAAUAUCUUGACCAAAAUUACCUCUGAACAAAACGCGUUAUGCGGUCACACCUCAUCUAAUUCCUUAAAUAUAUAGAUAAAUAUAUAUAGAUAUAUAUAUAUAUGUAAUAUGAAAGAAGAAAAUAAACAGUCAAAAAAUAUUAGGAUUGGAGGGGCGUGAAUGCUUGGCUACCUGUGAAUGAAGUUUCAUAUAAAAAUAUAUAAAUGUUAAAAUGAUGAUAUCUAUUACAUACAUAUAAUAUAUGAUUAUAUAAACAGAACUCUUUCACAAAAUAAUAAUGAGAACCUCAGUAGUGGUCAGUAGAAUAACAAAGAUAAUGGCAGGAAUUAAGAAAUAUGAUCAUAUUAUAUUUAAGGUAAGGAGAUUCAAAAGUGUUGACACUUUGGAAUGUAUUUAAAAGUCUACUAAAUAACAGCAUGCUUCUUUCCGAAGCAAUGAUAUUCAAGAACAAUGAAUUGUAUACACGAUUGUAAUUGAUGUAAACUUAAUGCUUUUGCCAUACUUCUUUGAACUAUCAUAGAAAUGGUACAAUGCUCAAAUUAUAUGUAGUAACGUUUUACUUAGUAACAAUGUCCUAGAAUGGAAGAAUAGGGUGCGUUGUAAACUUUCUGUACGAUCCAACACGUUAGAACGAAUGAAGAUCUAUAAUUGUUUAUAUGCUAUAUUUUUCAUCCUCAUAUAGUACUUAUGAAAUUUUUCGCUCUACGUAUUUUAAAUCGUUUAUAUUUUGUAUUUUAUAUUUUUCUAUUCGUUCCAGCUUUUUAAACUAAAUAUGUACAUUAUUGUUGAAUUGAAAAUUUGUUAUAAUAUUUCAUCGCCGUUUUCUAGAAGUACCGAAUAGGUUUCACGCACCCGUUCUACAUAGAUCAGUACAAAUAAGUUUAUAUUAAUAGUAAUGAAUAAAAUAAUCGUUUGAGAUACAUCCCACUUAAA
This is a messenger RNA of Osmia lignaria (orchard mason bee), 5668 nucleotides long. RefSeq names its product retinoid X receptor ultraspiracle (gene usp). NCBI's taxonomy places the organism in Eukaryota, Metazoa, Arthropoda, Insecta, Hymenoptera, Megachilidae. Gene Ontology annotation, biological process: regulation of DNA-templated transcription. Gene Ontology annotation, molecular function: nuclear steroid receptor activity; sequence-specific DNA binding; zinc ion binding. Gene Ontology annotation, cellular component: nucleus. The record is from RefSeq and is a predicted model, not a curated record.